Messenger RNA from Myxocyprinus asiaticus (Chinese sucker), 1659 nucleotides. Its product is annotated as myozenin-2. The record is from RefSeq and is a predicted model, not a curated record. Gene Ontology annotation, cellular component: actin cytoskeleton; Z disc. The transcript has 6 exons. Gene Ontology annotation, molecular function: telethonin binding; actin binding; FATZ binding. The coding region runs from base 819 to 1580 and encodes 253 amino acids. NCBI's taxonomy places the organism in Eukaryota, Metazoa, Chordata, Actinopteri, Cypriniformes, Catostomidae.
AUCUGUGCAAAGUUAUAUCCAAUAUUACAACUUUUUUGCCUUGAAGCAACGCCAGUAAACCCUGUAAGCGAUUUUAUCACACAAAAUCCUGUAGAACAGAAAUGAUGUCAAACUAGAAUCACAUUAACAUGCAUAAUGUUUAUGUCUUGAGGCUAUUCUUUUGAAACCAUGUGUAUUUUAAUGUUUAUGGACUGGCCCCAUUCCUUUUCACUGUAUGUGCCUUACUGGAACUGGCAUUUUUACUUUUCUUUUUCUUUUUAAAUAAACGAGGAACAAGUCAAAAUGAUUUUUUAUAUUAAUCAGCAUUAAGCUAGAAAUGCUGCUGAUUGAACUUAACUUGUAUUGAACCCUAUGAAAAGAGAUGUAGCAUAUUUAAGGGCAAAUAGUCUAUUACAUUUUCACCAAAUAGUAAAGGACGGUCUCCACAUGAAGUCCCUCCUCAGCCCCCUAACAUCCUCUCAGAAGGGGCUGAACCUGGGAGGCAGACAGACUUAGGCAUGACUCAGAGCCCAGCCUUCUUCUCGGGUCAGCAGUGUACAUGCUUUGUGUUAUGACCAGUGGAUCAAGUUUUAAUUAAUCUGGAUACCAAAGGUCCACUGUACUAAUCCAAGUCCAUUACUUACAUGCCUCCCUCACUAUAAUAAGACUGUGAUCUAACCAGGGCAAGAAAGAGGGUCCAAAGUUUGUCUGACAUGGGCUCACAUGUGCUUGUGCCUUGGGAGAGGAUACAGCAACUAGACUGACAUUACUUGAAGAAAAGUCUCUGAAUUUUUAAAUUGGACCGGUUUUAUUGAAAGUUGGACACACUUUAUAUCACCAUGCCUGUGCAUUACAAUGAAGUAUCUAAGGAGAAAGAGCGAGAGGUGGUAGAACUGUGCUCAGAUACAAGUGGAGCACGUGCACAUCUGGAUCUGGGGAAGAAGAUCAGUGUUCCUCAAGACCUAAUGAUGGAGGAGCUCAAACUGCUGUCCAACAGAGGAUCUAGAAUGUUUCAGGAGAGACUUAAAAGAGUGGAGAGGUUCACCUUGGAGAAUGUAGUAAACGGGAAUCUCUUAGAGGAAACCCUUCAAGGCCAGAACACUACACAAGAAGAGAAAGGAAGAGAGCACUUCACAUCUGAAGUCUACAUCACAGAGGGUGGAAAGAACAACCUGGUCACCACACUCAAACAUACAGUCGCUAAGAAAGGAAACCCAAGUGUGCUUGCACCAGGUUAUGGUGGGCCUCUGAAAGAGGUUCCCCAUGAGAAGUUCAAUGUCACUGUGAUCCCAAAGUCUUACCAAUCACCCUGGGAGGAAGAGCCCAUUGACAGUGAGAUACUACUGGCCAAUAUCAGCAACCGGCUGCCUGAGCCACCUUACAAACUCACCCCCACCAACUACAAAUGUUUCAACAGAGCUCCAAUGCCGUUUGGUGGGACAGCAGGAACUGUGAAGACUCUACCGUUACCUGGCUUUGAGCUACUUCAAGCUCACACCGAGCCAAACCUAACCUGGGACAGGAUAUGCCACCGCCCCAACUUCAACCGUACGCCACAGGGCUGGAGCAAUCAGUACACUAGUGAAUCUCUUGAUCUGUAGAGCCUAGAUACUGAUCUGUGAGGAAUAAACUCAGCCUGAGCCAUUAAUUUAAAGUGUGAACUGAGCCAUCAAAUGCUAA